Molecule: messenger RNA, 975 nt
Organism: Fragaria vesca subsp. vesca
Lineage: Eukaryota; Viridiplantae; Streptophyta; Magnoliopsida; Rosales; Rosaceae
Exons: 1
Coding region: 1-975 (324 amino acids)
Source: RefSeq, a predicted model, not a curated record
AUGGGUGCAGACAUUGAUAAAGAGAUAAACAAAGAUGGAUCUGGACCUUAUAUUUUUAAAAUAUGUGGACAAGUGCAUCAUUUGAUGGGCUCUGUUUUACCAUCUGAUGGCAAACCCCCAAAAUAUGCACAAUUGUAUGUUUAUGAUACUCAUAAUGAAAUAUCAAAUCGUAUCAAUGCUAUAAGUCCUGGCAAAAAACAAAAAAUUGAUCAUGAUAUCGUAAGCGGACUUAUACAAAUGUUUGAUGAGAUAAAUGAGUUAACAAAGAUAUUUCGAAAUGUCAGAGAUAAAUUUGAAGAUAACUCUUUACCGACAUUUAAUAUGACUAUGCUAAGUCGUCAACCGUUUGAUAGCAAGCAAUAUGAAGAACCAACAAAUGAAGAAAUAGCUGGUCUAAUUGUAGGUGAUAUCGGUGAAUUUAAUUCAAACAAAGAUAUUAUUGUUCAGUCUAAUGAUGGAAGUUUGAAACGAAUCUCCAGAAUACAUCCUAAAUAUAUGUCGUUGCAAUAUCCUAUACUUUUUCCUUACGGAGAAGAUGGAUAUAAGAUUGGCUUAUAUUUGCAACGAAAUUCUGGAAACGAGGAUGACAAUAGGAAAAGAAUGUCAAUGCGUAAUUAUAUUACAUACCAAGUUCACGACAGAAGUAACCAAAACAGCACUCUCUUAAAAGGUGGAAGAUUGUUCCAACAAUAUUUGGUUGAUGCUUAUGCAACUGUUGAAGAGAAUGAGCUAGCUUAUAUUAGAGCACACAACGAUGAUUAUAGAAUUGAAAAGAAAAUGGAUAUAUUUGCUGCUUCUUCAUCUGGAAUUACUGAAAGUCGUGAUGUAGGACAGAGAAUCAUUCUUCCAAGCUCUCAUACAGGUAGUCCACGAGAUAUGAUCAACAAUUACCAUGAUGCAAUGGCAAUUUGUAGACAAUAUGGUAAUCAAGAUCUAUUUAUAACUUUACUUGCAAUCCUAAAUGGCCUGAGAUAA